Gryllus bimaculatus (two-spotted cricket) is the source of this 1305-nucleotide messenger RNA. The record is from the annotation of a GenBank genome assembly. NCBI's taxonomy places the organism in Eukaryota, Metazoa, Arthropoda, Insecta, Orthoptera, Gryllidae.
AUGCGCAGACGCGGAUGCACCGCUCUGCACAGGGCACAUUCGAAGGUCGGCACAGUGAAGAACACCCGCUACAUCACCGUGACGUCGACGUUCGCCAAGACGCUGACGAUCGAGCCGACGAGCGCGGCGACGGCGGCGGGCGGCGCGACGGCGGCGGCGGCGGCGCCGGGCGAGGAGCCGCUCACCGAGAACCUGCUGGCCAGCACGCUCGCCCCGCACUACGACCGGCGCGAGCCGCUCGACUCGAGCAUCGCCACGCUGCCGCCCAUCGCGCUGGCCGGCGACGCGUCCACGCCGCCGCUCGAGACGCUCACGGAGACCUUCAGCACCACGCAGCUGCUGCUCAAGACGCACAUCCUGCCCGUCAUCCGCGACGGCACCAACACCACGCGCUACACCCUGGUGCAGUCGUACCACGUGACGCGCCUGGUGACCGCCCUGAAGACGCUGCCGCCCAUGGAGGUGUACCACUUCGUGCCCAGCAAGACGCUCACCGACCUCAACACGCGCCUGGAGGAGGCGGGGUCGGAGCUGCACCUGGAGCUGGACUUCGGCGAGGACGAGGAGAAGGAGGCGGAGGAGCGGCCGCUGGCGGCGCUGCGGGCGCUGGCGCCGGACCUCGACCUGGCCAACGUGGGCUCGGACUUCGACCUGGCCGACGUGGACCGCGCGCGCCUGCCCGAGCUGCAGCAGCACCUGCGCCUCAAGAAGGCCCAGAAGCCCGACGGCGCGCCGCAGAACCAGCUCCAGCAGCAGCAGCCGCAGCCGCAGUUCAGCCCCGAGCAGCUGCAGCAGCUGGCGCUGCUGCGCUUCCUCAACCCGGCCGCCGCCGCCGCCCUCCCGCAGGUGAUCACCACAUCGCGACCCGUCGUCAAAGUGGAAACCCUGUACGAAUCGCACGUGAUCCCGGUGUUCAACGGCCAGCAGACGAGCUACAGCACCAUCUCGCGGCCGGUGGCGACGGUGAGCAAGACGGACUUCGAGGUGGCGACCACGACGCUCCCGCUGCCGCCGGUGGUGCCUCCGGUCGUGCCGCAGAACCCCCUGUUCCCCAACCAGCAGCAGCAGCAGUUCGCCAUCACGUCGUCGCCGCUGGUGACGCAGACGGUCGUCACCGCCACCGACAGCAAAGUGCUCAAGCUGACGUUCGGCGCCAAGACGGCUUACACGACGCUGUACUCGACGCGGCUCGUGCCCACCAUGCUGACGACGUACCUGACGGGGUCGGUGGCCGUGCAGCCCACCGCGCCGGCAUUCGGCGGCUUCUUCCCGCCCGCCUACCCGCAGUUCCCCUUCGUGGGCUGA